Messenger RNA from Loxodonta africana (African savanna elephant), 5975 nucleotides. It is a transcript of the gene CHRNB2, whose product is annotated as cholinergic receptor nicotinic beta 2 subunit. Gene Ontology annotation, biological process: chemical synaptic transmission; signal transduction; nervous system process. Gene Ontology annotation, cellular component: neuron projection; plasma membrane; postsynaptic membrane. The transcript is spliced from 6 exons. Gene Ontology annotation, molecular function: acetylcholine-gated monoatomic cation-selective channel activity; transmembrane signaling receptor activity. Lineage: Eukaryota; Metazoa; Chordata; Mammalia; Proboscidea; Elephantidae. The record is from RefSeq and is a predicted model, not a curated record. Bases 1 to 1503 code for a protein of 500 amino acids.
AUGGCCGGGCGCUGCGGCCCCAUGGCGCUGCUUCUCAGCUUUGGCCUCCUCGGGCUGUGCCCAGGGGCCAGGGGUACAGAUACCGAAGAGCGGCUGGUGGAGCAUCUCCUGGACCCUUCUCGCUACAACAAGCUCAUCCGUCCAGCUACCAAUGGCUCUGAGCUGGUGACGGUACAGCUCAUGGUAUCAUUGGCCCAACUUAUCAGUGUGCAUGAGCGGGAGCAGAUCAUGACCACCAAUGUCUGGCUGACCCAGGAGUGGGAGGAUUAUCGCCUCACCUGGAAGCCUGAAGAGUUUGACAACAUGAAGAAAGUUCGGCUCCCAUCUAAGCACAUCUGGCUCCCAGAUGUGGUCCUGUACAACAAUGCUGACGGCAUGUACGAGGUGUCCUUCUAUUCCAACGCUGUGGUCUCCUAUGACGGUAGCAUCUUCUGGCUGCCACCCGCCAUCUAUAAGAGCGCAUGCAAGAUCGAGGUAAAGCACUUCCCAUUUGACCAGCAGAACUGCACCAUGAAGUUCCGCUCCUGGACCUACGACCGCACCGAGAUCGACCUGGUGCUCAAAAGUGACGUGGCCAGCCUGGACGACUUCACACCCAGCGGUGAGUGGGACAUCGUGGCACUGCCGGGCCGGCGCAACGAGAACCCCGAUGACUCCACCUACGUGGACAUCACGUAUGACUUCAUCAUCCGCCGCAAGCCGCUCUUCUACACCAUCAACCUCAUCAUCCCCUGCGUGCUCAUCACCUCACUGGCCAUCCUGGUCUUCUACCUGCCGUCCGACUGCGGUGAGAAGAUGACGCUGUGCAUCUCCGUGCUGCUGGCGCUCACCGUUUUCCUGCUGCUCAUCUCCAAGAUCGUGCCGCCCACCUCCCUCGACGUGCCGCUGGUCGGCAAGUACCUCAUGUUCACCAUGGUGCUCGUCACCUUCUCCAUCGUCACCAGCGUGUGCGUGCUCAACGUGCACCACCGCUCCCCCACCACGCACACCAUGGCGCCCUGGGUCAAGGUCGUCUUCCUGGAGAAGCUGCCGGCGCUGCUCUUCAUGCAGCAGCCACGCCACCACUGCGCCCGCCAGCGCCUGCGCCUGCGGCGGCGCCAGCGUGAGCGCGAGGGCGCAGAAGCCUCGUUCUUCUUCCGCGAAGUCCCCGGGGCCGACUCAUGUACGUGCUUCGUCAAUCGCGCGUCGGUCCAGGGCCUGGCCGGGGCCUUCGGGGCUGAGCCCCCGCAGGUGGCCGGCCCCGGGGGCCCGUGCGGCUGCGGCCUUCGGGAGGCGGUGGACGGCGUGCGCUUCAUUGCGGACCACAUGCGGAGUGAGGACGAGGACCAGAGUGUGAGUGAGGACUGGAAGUAUGUCGCCAUGGUGAUUGAUCGCCUGUUCCUCUGGAUCUUUGUCUUCGUCUGUGUCUUUGGCACCAUCGGCAUGUUCCUGCAGCCUCUCUUCCAGAACUAUACCACCACCACCUUCCUCCACCCAGACCACUCGGCUCCCAGCUCCAAGUGAGGCCUUCCUCAGCUCCAUGCUCCUUCACCCCUUUCCUGUCUGUUGUACAAAAGUGUUGGGUGGAGAAGGGACAAGUGAGCUACCAGGAAGAGGGGCACUGCCCCGACAGAUCCAUCCAUUUACUUCACCUGGAGCCCUCCCACGAACACGCCUCCACCCACACAGUCAGUUCCCACCUGGAGGCUGGACCAGUUGCAUCGUGUCCAGGCCACUCUCCUCCUCUUGUACCAAGCCAGGCAAUAGUGGUGACGGUGGAAGAUGAAGGCUAAGAAGUGGAGACGGACAUUGGAGCCUUCCACCCUGAGGAAAAUGUGAUUGGGAGGAGCCAAGAAAGGGACAGAUUCAUCUGCUGCCUCCAAGUCAUGGGAGGAGGGCAAGUUGGAUUGCGAGAAGGACAGGGACUUGGACUCUCUGCUGGGCUGGCCUGACACAAUAGGUAGUUCAGAAGGGAGGAGCAAGAGGAGAGAGGCCUGCAUGGGACUUGGUGUCCACCCUGCUUGAGUGGACAGCAGCUGGGCUGGGUGCGCCUCAGUGGGCAGAGGUUCCUGCACAGAGGGCUUAGCCAGGUGCCGAGGGCACAGGUUCCUGGGGCAGGCUUCCACCCCAACCUUGCUUCUAAGGGGCCCAGAGCCCAAGCCCCAGGCCCCCUCCUGGUCCAAUGAAGAAUUCUCUGUACCCCCUAGACUUUCCCUUCUUGCUCAGGCUCAGUGUGUGGUGGACACAGUUGGGUAUUAGGAGGGCCUCUGAAUGCUGAGCCUGGGUGACCUGCUUGGAGCCUGAGGUCCAAGGACUUCAACUGUGUGAGUAGUGCAGCUUCACAGAGAUCACAGAGCUGGAAGAAUCUUUCUCAGUUAUUGGUUCUGCUGACAUGAGCCAUAUUAUGGAUGAGGAAACAGACCCAGAGGGGAAGACAACUUGCUUGGGUCUCUGACCUUCCACCUGCCCUGAAAUCCAUCUGGAGUGAGUGUCCUGCUCUUCUGCCCACUCUGAACUGACUGGUUGUUUGAAAGAAGUAAAGUAAGGAUUUCAGCUUUAAGCAGACUCAGCCUUUUUGCCUGCAGCGGAGCCAGACUGGGCAGGAGGGAGCAGCUGUGGAGGUCUGCAGAGGCCAGCUGCACUGCUCCUCUUGUUACUUCUAUUCGGGGUUCCAUCCUUCCUGCUCUGGCUCCUCCACUUCCCUCUCCCAACCAAACCUGACCAGCUUUGAAGCAGAACUUUGGAAGGACAGGUGGACAGGCCUGCUAUUGCCAGGGGCUCCCCAGAAAGCACAGCCUGACUGUCCAUCCUGUGGGUCUCUGGAGGCUGUAUGCUGACACGGCUCCCAGGGGCCAGCUGGAGGCCGCCUGGCUGGUUACGCCAACAGGCCUCCCAAGGGAUCUCCUGCCCAUCCCUUUCCCUCCCACUCACACUUGACUGGCUCUGAUUUGUGGUUCCAGCCUGUGCUCAGUGUGGGGAUGGCAGAUGGCAGGUCAUAGAGGGGUCAGUCUGCCAAGUGCACGCCAGGGGCCUGGCCCAACACAGGCCAUUCUGUUCUCUGGAGCCCAGCUGGGCCUCCUGCUCUCCAAGCACAGUGGAGGUGGGGAGCUGGUGCUGAUAGUGAGAGCAGACACACAGCAAACUCGAAGAACACUGGGUGGGAUCGCGGAGUAGAGGAUUUGAAGGAGGGCUCCAUUGCAUGGGCAAGGUCUUACCACCCUUAAGCACAGUUGGACACUUUGGGGAACCACAGUCUCUUUCACUCCCAGUCCUCUGUCCUUCCCUUGGUGCUGUCAGGGAAGCUCCCAGCCCACUUUCCAUGUUGGGGCUGUCUUUGGAGAGAAUAAGGUGCCCAGCUCAGCAGUGGGUGUGGCCGUGACACUGGAGAGGGAGGCAGAGAGACAGGGUUGAAUCCCGGAGUGAGGCGGUCCAGGAUGGCAGUGAGGACGUGAGUCGGGAUUAUCUCCAUCAGAUCUGGCAGGGCUACAGGCGAGCUAAUAGCCAUUCCUCUCUGAAAAGAGUCACGCCCAGGCCCUCCGCUCCUGAUGAUUGGCAGUGCAGGAGGGAGGCAGCUUCCUGGUAGCAGGUGUCUAGGACUGGAACAGCUGUGCCAAGUUAGUGAAAAUAAAAAAGCAAACAAGACCUGGGCAGCCCCAGAUGGAGUUUUCUGCAGAGGAAGGCUGUCUGCGUUGGGAGGGCAAGAUGAUUUCCCUCUCAGGGAAUAGAGAAGGCUCUUUGGAGGGUUUGGGCGUUCGGGCCCGUGUCCUGCCCCCUCCCAACCACAGUUCUAGUUGGUGUUUACCAAGGGUCUGCGCUGAGCCAGUUUCUUCAGAUGCCCUGUCUGUAGUCCUUACAACAAUCCUGUAGGGAAGGGAUCCCCGUUUUAUAGAAGAGAAAAUGGAUCUCAGAGAAGCCAAGUGACACAGCUGGUGACCCCAAAGUCCAUGCUUUUGCUGUGGUCUCCGAGGCAGGGAGGAAGAAAGCUUCUGGGGAGGGAAGCGAGGGACAUCCAGGGUCUUCUCUGACGUCACUCCCAAAACCAGAGUGGACUGGGUUUCAGCUAGUCAUCCCCUGCUUCUAUGCAGAUUGGGCUGGUCGCGGCACCUCUCGCACCCCGACUGCUGCUGACCAGCCUCCCACUCGUGAACCUGACUGGACAGAGAACGGGGACCACCUUUUAAUAUUCAUCCCAAUAGGCCCAAGAGGCCAAUGUGAUUAUCACGUGGUCCCUAAGGCACCGUAGGUCUAGGAAUCAUUAGGACACUUCACUCACUCACCCACCCUUGGUGCCCCCACAUCCCUCACACUGGCCUUGGCCCCCUUUGUCUACACUCCUGGAAUACUUGCACUGGUCUAGGCCAGCCCAGGCCAAACUCAUCAGGAACUCAAGCUUCUUGUAAAGAAGGUUGUUUGCAAAGAUGUCUUGUCGCUCUGUUGUUUGUGGGGACGAGGGGGAACCAUCCCAGGCUGGGGUUGGCAAAUAGGAGGAAAGCGAGAGUAGUGGUGAAAUUGGACUCAUGAGAGGUUAGAUAUUACAAGAAUCUAAAGGAAAGGUGAGCAGUAACAGCCUGCUGUUGAAUUAUUGUGAUUUGUUGACUCACAAGUCCGUCCGAUGGCCUGAAGUAGACAGAGCCCAGCAGGGGAGAGGACCUGCCCCAUGGAGGCAGGGAUGGCCUGGACAUCAAGGCUGCAGUCCACGUGGAGGCCAGACCUGGCCCCGGAACACUAGUUUGAUGUGGGUCCAAAUUCCGGCAACAGUAUUAAAUUGUGGCCCCACGGAUGAAAGAAGAGUGAAGAGCAGCAGAAACGAUAAGCUCAAGAAAAUCCUCGUGUGCCCCACAGGGCAGUCCUGCCUCCCUGAGGAGGCGUGGUGGGCAGGGCAGUCUGGGCAUUUGCGUUAGGUAUCAAGGGAACUGGCCACUUCCUAAAAGACCCGGAUUCUGUGUUCCCCUCUAGGCGGAACUACUUGCUGCCUGAGAAGAGAGGGCAAAAACACUGAGGCUCAUGGGACAUCAUGGCAGAGACAAUAUUCAGUUCACCCAGCACUUUUUUCAGCAGACUAUGAAAGACACCCACGCAGUUAUGGGCCUGACUCCAUGUGCCCCCAAACGUGCUGCCAGCUCUCCUGGCCUCAGUUGUUCCAUCUAUAUGAUGGGAGGAUUCUAGAUGAGGGGAGGCUUGAUUUUGACUUACGGUAGCCUCAUAUUAGGUACUUUGUACUCACUGGUAAAAUUUUUAAAAGGUCAAGGAUAAAUCUUAUAGAAAUUCUGUACUAAAUUACAUUGUGAAGAGUGGUGUGUUCUUUCAGGAUGGAGAGGGAUUCUGGGUAAAAUGCAAGUGGCCUGUCCCCUUAAGACUGCGGCCAAGCCAGUCCUGGUCCAGGGAAUAUGCAUAUUUCUGCAGGCAAAGCAGCUGGCAGGUGGGGUAGAAAAACACCCCUCAGGGACAGCUAACUGAGAACCCAAUGCCUUUGACUGGAUUCCGACUCAUAGGGACCAUAUAGGACAGAGAACUGCCCUAUAGGGUUUCUAAAGCUGCAAUCUUUACAGAAGCAUACUGCUAUAUCUUUCUCCCUUGGAGCCGUUGGUGGGUUCCAACUGCCAACCUUUUGGUUAGCGGCUGAGCGCUAACCACUGCACCACCAGGGCUCCUUCAGGGAGACCUAGGUCUGUGAACGUACUUUGUGAUGUCUCAAGGGAUGUUUUCCUAUUCUGGGCCUUGAAAUCUUGCAUACCAAGUCCCUGGGACAAGAUAUUUAAUGGCGGGCUCUGAUGGAGCUAGCAAAGUAGUUUCGGAGUGCCUGACACACCUCCCGCCCAGGACGGACGAGCUCACUGGCCCAGGGAAGCCCUUAGUGCAGGCUGAGGGUGCCCUCUUCAUCCCCGAGUCAGUGCAGCUGGAGCUGUACCAGAACUCCCAGUCCUACAGGUUCCCCGUCUACCCCGUCUUCACCCCCAGUAACCAAGACUCGAGGCUUCCUAACAAUUGUCUUCUUU